CUGAAUCCCAACAAUAGAGGAAGCCUUGUUAUUAAAGCUAACAAAAACCAUGGCUUUCAAGCACUACACCUUUUUCUCUCAUGUCUUUUUAGCAAUAGCCAUCCUCCUCCUCGCUAGCCACGCUCAUGGCGCUGGCCUAUGCGACAAUGCUAAAAAUAAGCCCUACUGCAAUGCAAUUGUUCGUAAUCGGACUGACGCUAAUGAUGCCUUGGUUACGUCCAUUAAAAAAUUGGUUUACGAGACCAAAGCGGCAAAGAUGUUGGCUCAAAAGCAGGCCAAGUCCCCCGAAAUUGAUGACUGCAUAACUGCCUUUGAGGGUUCCAUUGACAACCUCAAAGAUGCCUUGAGAAGCCUCCCGAGCCAUGACUUGGAUGGCCUGAAUAGCUACAUCUCGGCCGCCCAGACCAACUACGGGACAUGCGAUGACGGGUUCUCGGAUUCUGGCAAGACCAAUCCCAUUGCCAAAACUACUGCGUUCUUAGGCGAAAUGGCUAGCGUCAGUUUGUAUCUAUCAACUUUAAUUACAUGAAGAAGAGCUUGUGAGUUGUAUAUGUGAGAGUGGUCUGAAGAAAUUGUCAUAAAGUUUUCAGCUUUUUACUUUUUCUUUUCUCUUUGAUAUAUAUUUAUGGGCUUGCUCAAAGAAAAAAAAGUGUUUAUGGGAAGGCCAUGUUUGUGAUAUUUGUGUCUUCUAGAGCACUUUCUUG
This is a messenger RNA of Quercus lobata, 704 nucleotides long. RefSeq lists its product as uncharacterized. Bases 50 to 529 code for a protein of 159 amino acids. Gene Ontology annotation, molecular function: enzyme inhibitor activity. The transcript has a single exon. The record is from RefSeq and is a predicted model, not a curated record. Lineage: Eukaryota; Viridiplantae; Streptophyta; Magnoliopsida; Fagales; Fagaceae.